AAAAAUUAAACAUUUAUUAAAAAAACUUUUUAAAUAAUGGAUAAUAAAAUGUUCAUAAAAUCAUUAAUAUCAUCAUCAACAUCAUCAUUUUUAAUAAUAUUGACCAUCAUAUUGUUAUUGAUGACCAAUGGUUAUAAUCAAUCGACAACAUUAACCCCACCCGACAAUAAUAAUUCAAUUCUUAAUGGACAAUCAACAACAACAACACCACCACCACCAACAACAACAACAACAACAAAAAAAACCACGAAAAAAUCUGGUAUUAAAUUAUUUAAUAUUAACAAAUGGAUUUAUGGACACUUGAAAAAUAAAAUUGAUAAAAUAUGGAAAAAACGUAAACAAAUUAUGAAGGAACAUUUAUCACAUAUAAAACAUUGUUAUAAUCCCCUUUAUGGUGGUAAUGAAUUAAAUCUAUUCAAAACGAAAAUCCAUAUUGUUGUGGAAAAAUUUUUUAAUGGUUCAAAAUUAUUUGAAAAUAUUCCGAAACCAAAAAUUGCUAAACGUAUUUUAUCAUUUGUUAAAAAUAUGGUCAAUUUAGUUCAUAUGAUUGAAAAUUGUGUCCAUGAAUUUAUCAAAAGUAAUAGUACAGAUGGAUUAACUGUUUUAGGUAUAACACCAUUAUCAGCAUAUACUGAAAAAGAAUUUGAAGAAUUAGGCAAUCCAUAUCUUGGUGAUAUUGAAGAAGAAUCUAAAAAUAUAAAAAAAAGACAAAUAUCAUAUAAUGAUAGACAAUCAUCAAAUGCUAAUAUAAAUUUUGGUCAAUGUGAUUUUCGAUUAGAAUCAACAUUACCGCAAAGAUUUGAUUGGCGUGAUAAAGGUAUUGUCACACGAGUAAAAAAUCAAGGAACAUGUGGUUCAUGUUAUGCAUUUGCAUCAACAGCAGUAAUUGAAAGUCAUGCACUUCGUAAUCGAAAAAAUAAUCCUAAUAAUAAGGCUGAAUCAUCAUCAAAUCGUCGUAAUAAUAAUCCUGAAAGACCACAUAAUGUAGUACCACCAUCAUCAAAUCAUCGUUAUAUCAAUCCUGAAAAACCACAUGUAAUGCCACCAUCAUCAAAUCGUCGUUAUAUCAAUCCUGAAAAACCACAUGUAAUGCCACCAUCAUCAAAUCAUCAUUCAGAUGUUGAGGAUAUAACAAAUAAUUUUUUGAAUGAUGUUGGAAAAGUAGUGAAAGAAGCCGUUAAUCCCGAAAAAUUUAGAAAACCCGAAAACCUUCCACCAGAUAAUUUUUACAAUAAUCAUGAAAACUUUCCACCAAAUGAUUUUUACAAUAAUCAUGAAAACUUUCCACCAGAUAAUUUUUACAAUAAUGCAAAUCAUCUUAAGAAAAAUACUGAUGAAUCCAAUUCAGAUGAUAUAAACAAUAAUCCUGAAGAACCACCAUCGAAUAAUUAUUACAAUAAUCCUGAAGAACCACCAUCGAAUAAUUAUUAUAAUAAUCCUGAAGAACCACCAUCGAAUAAUUAUUACAAUCCUCGAAAUCAACCAGCAAAUAAUUAUUAUAAUAAUCCUCGAAAUCAACCAGCAAAUAAUUAUUAUAAUUAUCCUCAAAAUCAACGAGCAAAUAAUUAUUAUAAUAAUAUUCCUCAAAUUCAACCAGAAACUUUUUAUAAUAGACCUUAUUUUGAUUAUUAUCCUAGUUAUCGAAGUGGUUAUUAUCCUCGUUAUCGAAGUGGUUAUUAUUCUCGUUAUCGAAGUAGUUAUCGUGAUCAUCAUCGAAUCGCAGGUUAUCAUGGAAUAAAUAAUAAUAAUGAUAUCAAUUUAAGUGAACAACAUCUUGUUAAUUGUGUUGGAAAAUGUAAAGGUGCUAAUGUAGCCAAAAUAUUUAAUUUUAUUCGUACUCAAGGUAUUACUUAUGAAGAUUUGGAACCAUAUGUGCUACGGGAACAUUUUUGUAAACAAUCUUAUCCAAAACGCGUUCGUAUACAAGAUUUUUGUUUCGAUUAUCAACGUGUUCAUUCGAAUGAAGAAAUAAUGUCAGCUAUACUACGUUAUGGUCCAAUUUUUGGUGGUGCUGCAUUUAAUCGAAAAUUUCAAUUUUUACGUGGUCCUUAUCAUGGCGCAUGUAAACAAUCAAGAAAAGAUUUACAUCAUUCAAUUGUUAUUGUUGGUUGGACGGAAAAAAAUUGGAUUAUUAAAAAUAGUUGGGGAACUGAUUGGGGUGUCGAUGGUUAUCUUUAUCUAUCGAAAAAUAAAGAAAAUAAUUGUGGUAUUGGUUGGAUUGUAGCUGCACCGAUUGGUGUUCCUGAACAAUAACAAAAACAAAAA
Dermatophagoides pteronyssinus (European house dust mite) is the source of this 2265-nucleotide messenger RNA. RefSeq lists its product as uncharacterized. NCBI's taxonomy places the organism in Eukaryota, Metazoa, Arthropoda, Arachnida, Sarcoptiformes, Pyroglyphidae. The record is from RefSeq and is a predicted model, not a curated record. Gene Ontology annotation, molecular function: cysteine-type peptidase activity. Gene Ontology annotation, biological process: proteolysis.